AUGGGAUCGGAGUGGGACCCCCUGCUGGCAGACGACAACAGCUCGGGCAAAGUCGUACGCUGUGUCUACAGUCAGACGCUCAACUUAACUCGCGAUCCGCCUGAGGGCAUCUUUGCAAUGAUCGACGAGCACCGCGCCACGAUUGUGCACGCGCUAAUCUGCGGACCUCGAGACACAGUGUAUGACGGCGGCUUCUUCUACUUCCUCCUGCGCUUUCCCAAUGACUAUCCAUUCAGCCCGCCUAAAGUACGGCUGAUGACAACGGGCGGUGGCAGCGUGCAUUUCAACCCCAACCUGUACAGCUGCGGCAAAGUGUGCCUCUCGAUCCUUGGAACGUGGAGCGGCCCGGCGUGGACGCCUGUGCAGAACCUCACGUCCGUGCUUCUCUCGAUCCAGAGCCUACUUUCCACCGAUCCGUACUACAAUGAGCCGGGCGUGCCACGAAACGUGGUCGCUUCGGAGCAGUACUCGGACUACGUGCGCCACGAGACAAUGCGAGUGGCGGUGCUGGACAUGGUGGGCGACACCUCUUUAGCUCGCUCGAUGCCACCUAAGCUGCUCUCUGUCGCCCGCAGCCUCUUCAUUGCCCACUUCCCCGUGUAUCGGGACACCUGCGAGGAGCACGCCAAGCGCAACCCUGAGGGAGCCGCGUUUGCAGACCCGCUGGGCAAGACGACAGGAACCUUUUGUUGGCGUGGCUUGGGCAGCAGGCUCGCGGCGGUGGGCAGCAGGCUCGGCGCUGCGAACUUUGAGCCGGAUGCCGAGCGCAGCGAGCGGGAUGCGGAAGGCGAGGGGGGCGGGCAGGGCGGCUCGGGCUCGCCCUCGGGCGGCUCCGGCGGAGAGUGGCUCUCCCAGGCGCUCACCCCACGGCAGAGGCACGCCAGCCCCGGGCAGCCGGCCGUCGCUCGCCUAAGCGCCUAA
Messenger RNA from Emiliania huxleyi CCMP1516, 921 nucleotides. RefSeq lists its product as hypothetical. Gene Ontology annotation, biological process: negative regulation of apoptotic process. Lineage: Eukaryota; Haptophyta; Isochrysidales; Noelaerhabdaceae. The transcript is spliced from 3 exons. Gene Ontology annotation, cellular component: nucleus. The record is from RefSeq and is a predicted model, not a curated record. The coding region runs from base 1 to 921 and encodes 306 amino acids. Gene Ontology annotation, molecular function: ubiquitin conjugating enzyme activity; cysteine-type endopeptidase inhibitor activity.